GGUAUAGUACUGCAGUAGCCAUGGAGGAGUUGAGCGCCGUGGGAGAACAGGUUUUUGAUGCUGAAUGCAUCCUUAACAAAAGGCUCAGAAAGGGAAAGUUGGAGUAUCUGGUGAAGUGGAGGGGGUGGUCAUCUAAACACAAUAGCUGGGAGCCUGAGGAGAACAUCCUUGAUCCAAGACUGCUGGCUGCAUUUCAUAAGAGGGAACAGGAAAAGGAAAUUUUAUUCCGCAAAAGAGGAAAAAGGCCCAGGGGAAGGCCACGGAAAAACAUGGAAACAUCGGCUCCUGUAGUAGCAAAAUCAAGCAGCUCUUCCUCAUCAUCAUCUUCAUCAAGUUCGUCUUCGUCCUCUUCCUCUUCGUCCUCUUCGACGUCCUCCUCCGAUGAAGACAAUGACCCCGAGACAAAGCCGGGUCCGCGGAGCCGUGAACUCCACCCAGUGCCACAGAAGAAAGCUCAGAUACUUGUUGCAAAGCCAGAGCCAGUGAAGAAGAAAAGAGGAAGGAAAGCCCUCCCCCCAGAGCUGAAGGCACUUAGACAGAGCAAGAGUCCCCGCAAGGCUUUAAAGACAGCCGCUAAAGACUCUCCUGUCGAGCCAAAAGUUGGCAUCAAGAAGCCACUUCAGCCAGCUAGCUUCACUUACACAGGAUUGAGCAGAGGUACAAGGGACUUUAUCUCUGGCAGUUCUCAAGGCGGGGGCUCUUUCACACAAGGCAGCUCUGUGAAAAGCUCUUUGAAUACAACUGGAGCCAACCGGCCUGUGGCCACAGCCAGCCCUUCCCUUGGCAGACUGGCUACAAACAAGAAUGCUUCAGACUUCAAACUGUCUGUUUCUGACGUAGGUAGUAGCGCAGGGUUAGACUCGAAAAGUGCUGCCUCCAAGUCCUCUGGAGUUGCAGCACUUAAUUUACACAAUUCAAAACUAUCCAGCAGCAAUCAGGGUGCCCCCCAGACGCCUCUCGGAUCUCCAAAUGGGCAGAAGAAGCAAGAGGGGCCUGGGCAGAAUCCCGUGGCACGGCUCUCGAGCAGCAAGCCAGCUGCUGUACCCUCCCCUUCGAAAGGCAGCACCAACCAGGCACUAAGCCUGCAGGCACUAAACCUACAGAGUGUGAACAAGACGGCACAGAGCAGCACCCCCUCAGGGAAUGGCACCACUCAGGGAUCAAGCCUGAAGAACACAGGAAGUCCAAUCAGAAAAACUAUGGGUAGUACCGCUCGGCAUACGAACAGCUCAGGACAAAAUGUCCCAACUACAGGGAACCAGCAUCCUGUACCAAGAAACAGCCAACCUGGAGGAGAUGCUGGAAAGCUUGAAGAAAACAGUAACAAGGGUCCAGUUGAAGGUGAAAAGCAGAACAAAAGGACUGGGAAAGUGGAAAAGAGCUUUUCUCAGAAUAACCAGUCAGCAGAUGGUGGAAGCAACAAGCCAAGGCAAGAGAGGACAUCUUCGAAGGACAGCAGCAAACCUACAAAGGUCCUGAGCGAGAUGAGCACUGGGGAGGAUGAGACCAGUUCCGACUCAGACCAGGAUUCCCACUUCUCCAGUAACAGGCAGAACAUGUCCAUUGCUGUGCAGACCAGCCAGGACUGGAAGCCCACACGCAGCCUGAUUGAGCAUGUCUUCGUCACUGAUGUCACAGCUAACUUGGUCACUGUGACAGUCAAGGAGUCCCCAACCAGUGUUGGGUUUUUUAACAUCCGGCAUUACUGAAUAUGCUGAUUGGCACCUCUUCACCAUUGUCUUUAUUAAACUGGAAAUACCCUACCUAGGCAUGGGGACGUUAAGCAAGAACAGAACAUGAAUUUAGGGGAGGAGAUAAGCUAUAAGGUCAGAAUAGAAGAGGCCUUUUGACCCACCUAGCCUGUUUGCUGUAGUGGUGACAAAUCUAAGUAUUAAUAAUUUUAUUUGUGAGCUUUUCCAUCUUGUGCUUUGCACUUUUUGUUUAUAGUAUUCAUCUCUUCAUCCUUUUUACUGAUAGAGAACAAAGGGAAAUUAAGAAUCAAAUUCUUUUUCCAAGGCAGACCUGUAGUUCCCAAAAGUCCUUCUUUGAUACAUUUUUGAGAAUUCCCAGAAAUGCUUAAAACAUUUUUCUGUGUUGUGAUCUCAACUGUAUUCAGAUGUUUCAGAAGUAAUUAAGGUUCCUUUUCCAAUUA
Molecule: messenger RNA, 2152 nt
Organism: Lepisosteus oculatus (spotted gar)
Lineage: Eukaryota; Metazoa; Chordata; Actinopteri; Semionotiformes; Lepisosteidae
Gene: cbx2
Product: chromobox homolog 2 (Drosophila Pc class)
Biological process (GO): negative regulation of transcription by RNA polymerase II
Cellular component (GO): PRC1 complex; heterochromatin
Source: RefSeq, a predicted model, not a curated record